Molecule: messenger RNA, 159 nt
Organism: Trypanosoma brucei brucei TREU927
Lineage: Eukaryota; Euglenozoa; Kinetoplastea; Trypanosomatida; Trypanosomatidae
Exons: 1
Coding region: 1-159 (52 amino acids)
Source: RefSeq, a predicted model, not a curated record
AUGUCCACACGUCAAGGUGGUAAACAAAAACCUCUUAAAGCACCUAAGAAGGAUCGGCAAGAGUUGGACGAUGACGACGUCGCGUUUCGUAAUAAAAUGCGCGAACAGCAGAAGGCUGAAAAGGAGGCCAUUGCGAAAAUGAAGGGCGGAAAGAAAUAA